Kogia breviceps (pygmy sperm whale) is the source of this 1446-nucleotide messenger RNA. RefSeq names its product dual specificity phosphatase 12 (gene DUSP12). Gene Ontology annotation, molecular function: protein tyrosine/serine/threonine phosphatase activity. Gene Ontology annotation, cellular component: nucleus. Gene Ontology annotation, biological process: protein dephosphorylation. The record is from RefSeq and is a predicted model, not a curated record. NCBI's taxonomy places the organism in Eukaryota, Metazoa, Chordata, Mammalia, Artiodactyla, Physeteridae.
CCCGAGGGAGCGGCGGCGCAACUCAGGCCGGCUGGUCCUAGAUGAAGGACGUUCUAGCCGACCCCCUACUCUAUGGUAGGGCCCUCCGCAGUCCGGCCUACGGGCGCCGCCAUGUUGGAGCCUCAGUACAGGAGCCAUGGCUGCGAGCGCACGACCGGCAACCGGACCCGGGCCAGCUCCGCUGAGCACAUGCUGGAGGUGCGGCCGGGGCUGUUCCUGGGUGGAGCUGCGGCAGUCGCGGAGCCGGACCACCUGAGGGAGGCGGGCAUCACGGCUGUGUUGACGGUGGACUCGGAGGAGCCCGACUUCAACACGGGGGCUGGGGUCGAGGGUCUACGGAGUCUCUUCGUGCCAGCGCUGGACAAACCCGAGACCGACCUGCUUAGCCAUCUGGACCGGUGCGUGGCCUUCAUCGGCCAGGCCCGCGCCGAGGGCCGCGCGGUGCUGGUGCAUUGUCACGCAGGGGUCAGUCGAAGUGUGUCUAUAAUGACUGCUUUUAUGAUGAAGACUGACCAACUUACCUUUGAAAAAGCCUAUGAAAACCUUAAGACUGUCAAACCAGAGGUUAAGAUGAAUGCGGGGUUUGAGUGGCAACUGAAAUUAUACCAGGCAAUGGGAUGUGAAGUAGAUAUCUCUAGUGCAAUUUAUAAACAGUAUCGUUUACAAAAGGUUAAAGAGAAGUAUCCAGAAUUGCAGAACUUACCUCAAGAACUCUUUGCUGUUGACCCAUCUGCCAUUACACAAGGAUUGAAAGAUGGGGUUCUCUACAAAUGUAGAAAGUGCAGGCGAUCUUUAUUUCGAAGUUCUAGCAUUUUGGAUCAUAAUGAAGGAAGUGGUCCUAUAGCCUUUGCCCACAAGAGAAUGACACCAUCCCUCAUGCUUACUACAGGGAGUCAGGCUCAAUGUACAUCUUAUUUCAUUGAACCUGUGCAGUGGAUGGAAUCCACUUUGUUGGGAGUGAUGGAUGGACAGCUUCUUUGCCCCAAAUGCAAUGCCAAGUUGGGUUCUUUCAACUGGCAUGGUGAACAGUGCUCAUGUGGUAGAUGGAUAACACCUGCUUUUCAAAUACAUAAGAAUAGAGUGGAUGAAAUGAAAAUGCUGCCAGUUUGGGGAUCACAAACAAGAAAAAUAUGAACUUGCAACAUUUGAUAACUUGCUGAUGAUAUGUGCUACCCUUGUUUAUUGUCAUUCAAGGAAGAGUGUUUAGUUUUAGGCCAUUAACAUUUCAUUUGAAAUAUGAGAAGAUAAAAAUCAUUUGAUGUGACUUAGAAACUAUACUUUGUCAGCUUCUUACACUAUUUAAGUAGAAUGGAAAUCAAAACCUUUUAAUCAUGUAAAUUAUACUUUAUUUGAUAUUAAAAUCUUUUAUAACCCAGAUACUUUAUUUCAUAUAUAUUUAAAAGUUUUGAUUUUUGGAAUGUUAGUUAUAUAAUCUUAAGGUCUAGU